GACGGCGGUCUGAUCGUGAACAUCCUGAAGAGGACGGCCUCCUUCGAGGACCGUGCGGCCACGGCCGGGCCGCCGCUGGCUCAGAGCGUCCGGCUCAACGUGCCCAAGAAGACCAAGCUGUACGUGGACCAGACGCUGCGGGAGCGAGAGAGCGGCGCCGCCAUGCACCGGGCCUUCCAGAUGGACCUGAGCCGCCUGCGCCUGGCCGCCGCCAGCGCAUACGUCAAGGCUCUGGAGUCCAGCCUGACUCCGAUGUCCUGCCGCCUCAGCGAGCCUCUGAAGAUGAACGCCGUGGUGCAGGGCCUCGGUCCGGCCUUCAAACUCACGCUGAACGUCCAGAACACGGCGGCGUGUCGACCCGUCGCCAACCUGGCCGUCAGCUUCCUGUACGACGAGAGUCUGUACCGCAUGCGGACGCCAUACCUGAGGAUCCCGCUGCUGGUGCCCGGCGUCGUUUACCCCGUGGAAACCUUCGUGGAGUGCAGCAGCGACAAGGGCAUCUCUGACAUCAUCAAAGUGUUCGUGCUGCAGGAGGGCAGCAGCGCGCCCCUGCUCAGCGCGCACAUCAACAUGCCUGUGAGCGAGGGGCUGACUAUCAACUGAAAACAAGAAGUUAAUAUCAACAUGCCUGUGAGCGAGGGGCUGACUAUCAACUGAAAACAAGAAGUUAAUAUUAACAUGCCGGUUACUGCGGGGCUGACUAUCAACUGAAAACAAGAAGUUAAUAUCAACAUGCCGGUUACUGCGGUGCUGACUAUCAACUGAAAACAAGAAGUUAAUAUCAACAUGCCGGUAAGUGAGGGGCUGACUAUCAACUGAAAACAAGAAGUUAAUAUCAACAUGCCGGUUAGUGAGGGGCUGACUAUCAACUGAAAACAAGAAGUUAAUAUCAACAUGCCGGUUAGUGAGGGGCUGACUAUCAACUGAAAACAAGAAGUUAAUAUCAACAUGCCGGUUAGUGAGGGGCUGACUAUCAACUGAAAACAAGAAGUUAAUAUCAACAUGCCGGUUAGUGAGGGGCUGACUAUCAACUGAAAACA
This is a messenger RNA of Notothenia coriiceps (black rockcod), 1040 nucleotides long. RefSeq names its product Bardet-Biedl syndrome 1 (gene bbs1). The annotation marks the transcript as partial. The transcript has 2 exons. Gene Ontology annotation, cellular component: BBSome; centrosome; axoneme. The record is from RefSeq and is a predicted model, not a curated record. Gene Ontology annotation, biological process: protein localization to cilium; non-motile cilium assembly. Lineage: Eukaryota; Metazoa; Chordata; Actinopteri; Perciformes; Nototheniidae. Gene Ontology annotation, molecular function: smoothened binding; patched binding.